CGGCUGGUUCAAACGUUUUGAAUUCCGCAUAAAAAUGGACAAGGAAGUCGCUGUCGUUCAACGCAAGCUGGAAGCGGAGUUGAAAAACUUCCAAGACUCGGUCAAAGAAUACUCGAAGCUGGUACAAACGCAGCAACAGCUCGAUGGACAGUAUUUCGAGAAUAAAAGCAUUCUGGAAGAGUUGCAAAUGCUGAAACCAACCAACACGGUGUACAAGCUGUACGGUCCCGUACUGGUAAAGCAGGAUCUCGAAGAAAGCAAACAAAAUGUGGGCAAACGUAUCGAGUACAUCUCGAAAGAGCUGAAGCGUUGUGCGGAGAACAUUAAUCAGCUCGAGCAAAAGCAGGACAAGUAUCGGGCCAACCUGCAGAAGCUGCAGCAGCAGUAUCAGAGCCAAAAGGCCAUGGCGAAUUAGUAAAGC
Messenger RNA from Anopheles maculipalpis, 421 nucleotides. RefSeq names its product probable prefoldin subunit 6 (gene Pfdn6). Gene Ontology annotation, molecular function: protein-folding chaperone binding. The record is from RefSeq and is a predicted model, not a curated record. Gene Ontology annotation, cellular component: cytoplasm; prefoldin complex. The transcript is spliced from 4 exons. Gene Ontology annotation, biological process: chaperone-mediated protein complex assembly; protein folding. NCBI's taxonomy places the organism in Eukaryota, Metazoa, Arthropoda, Insecta, Diptera, Culicidae. The coding region runs from base 35 to 415 and encodes 126 amino acids.